Spinacia oleracea (spinach) is the source of this 1344-nucleotide messenger RNA. RefSeq names its product protein FAR1-RELATED SEQUENCE 5-like. Bases 1 to 1344 code for a protein of 447 amino acids. The record is from RefSeq and is a predicted model, not a curated record. NCBI's taxonomy places the organism in Eukaryota, Viridiplantae, Streptophyta, Magnoliopsida, Caryophyllales, Amaranthaceae. The transcript has a single exon.
AUGUACCGGUACUUGAAAUGCGACCGUGGAAGGAGAGAAAACAAUUCAAGGGAUCCAGAGACCGUAAAACGGCCAAACACCAAGAGUAAGGCAUGUGGUUGUCGGUUUGUGAUUAAGUGUGAACAACAACGAGUAGAAGAAGAUAAUUGGGUAAUUGAGUUGCUUAAUGACCGCGGCACACAUAACCACGCAUUAAUUGUGUACCCGGAGGGUCACCGCGGUGUUAGUGGUCUUAGUCAAGGUGCUAAGGAAGUUAUUCGUGAGAUGAACGAUGCACAAGCUAAGCCAAAACACAUUAUGGUGGCCAUUAAGAACAAGUAUCCAGAAGAACAUCCCAACAUGAGGCACAUUUACAACUUCAAAGAUAAGAUUCGACGAGAAGGUUCUGAAGGAAGAAAUGUGGCUGAACAGAUGUUGCACCUAGCGAGAGAGCACGGCUACAUAAAUUGGGUCUCAUGUAAUGACCGUUCGAAUAAAGUCAUUACUCGUCUCUUCUUAGCUCACCCUGCCAUGGUGGAGAUGUUACGCACAUAUCCACUUGUUAUUGGUUUGGAUUCGACGUACAGGACAAACAGAUAUGGGUUUCCUUUUUUGGAGAUUGUUGGUGUGACACCGACAAAUCAGAAUUUCUUGAUUGCCUACGCAUUUAUGAAAGAUGAGACUUCAACCAGCUACCGUUGGGUGUUAGAGAAGUUGAAGCUGCUCCUCGGGGAGGGUGUCACUCCCACGGCUAUUCUAACGGAUAAAGAGGGUGGUCUAAUGAGACCGGUCGCCGAGGUUUUCCCACGUUCGAGACAUUUGCUUUGUACUUGGCAUAUCAACAACGACGUGGAGGCCCAUGUUGCACUGUUGUGCAACAAGAACAAGGAUGUUGGUGUUGCGUUCAAGAACAGAGUUUGGAAAAGAAUCAUGGAGGCAGCGACUGAAGCAGAAUACGAAAGUGCAGUUGUGGUGAUGGAAGAUCGUUACGGGAGAUGGCCGGCCGUUAUCGAUUAUGUGCAUAAAACAUGGCUUACUCAUCAUAGAAAGAAAUUUGUCCUAGCUUGGACAAAUGAGGUCCUUCACUUCGGCAACAUCAUGACUUGUCGUGUGGAGAGUCAACACUCCGUCGUUAAGAGCUGGCUUGGGAGUUCGCAAGGGUCUUUGGAUACUGUUUUUAGAAAAGUGCAUGCGUCAAUCAACAAUCAAGUUACAGAGAUUAAAAAUGGUUUAGAGAGCUCAAGACGACGACAUGGUGUUCUGUUUAAGCAUUAUCUAUACCAACACCUUAUUGGUCGUGUGUCUCAUCAUGCUUUAGAGCUUAUUUUGGAUGAACGUAUGAGAAUGCUAAAUUUAAGUACAUAG